AGUGACCUAUUUUUCAGCUCCCCCACUGACCCCAUCGCUCCUAAACAAGAAAAUUCUUGGUGGGUUUUGUAAAUAAUAUACCUUCUAACACAGUUCCCAAAGCCUUAACAUUGUCGCCGCCUAAUUUGAUUUGACCCUCUUUAUAAAACCCCCUUUGCAAAUUAGUUUGUUCAUGGUUCCUGUUUCUGGGUCGGUAAAUUUUGAUCACUUUUUUGGUGGGUGUUUGUUGGUUUCAUAAGUCGUAGCUUAUUUGUCCCUUAAGAGUCGUGAAAGAUCAUCUUGUUUCGUGGCUUUUUGAGUUUUGUGAAACGUUUUUUCUUCGUGUUCUUGAUAUUAUUGCACGAACCCAGGAGAUUAAUCUUUGAUAUCUUUGAUUUGUUGCGCUUUGCGUUGGAAUUUCGUGAUACCCAUUUGAAUUUCCACCAUGAUCUGUGCUGUGAAACCAUCAUCUAGAGCUAUCCAUUGCUCCGAUGGUGUUAUUCGGAGCAAAAUCUCUGUUCCUUCUAAACGAUCCUUGUUUCUUCCUCCUCUUCCGAUGCAAAAACCUCCAAAAUCCGCUGUUUCUGUUCAUAAGGCAGUUCAUGUUUCUUCGCUUGAGAAUUUCGGAUCACUUCGGGUUCGUAAACCUAAUCCGAUCAAAUGCGAAGCUUACGAGGCUGAUCGAUCGCAGCCGAUCGAAUCGAGCAUCGAUUUGUCGCAAAAUCAAGCCCGUUCCGAGGCGGCGAAGAAGUUGAAAAUCGGAUCAUACUUCGCUCUUUGGUGGGCUUUGAACGUAGUUUUCAAUAUCUAUAACAAGAAAGUGUUGAACGCUUACCCAUAUCCUUGGCUGACCUCGACUCUGUCGCUUGCCGCCGGAUCUCUGAUCAUGUUGAUAUCAUGGAUGACAAAAAUUGCCGAGGCGCCUAAAACUGAUAUCGAAUUUUGGAAGUCUCUGCUACCUGUUGCUGUUGCCCAUACAAUUGGACAUGUUGCAGCAACUGUGAGUAUGUCUAAGGUUGCGGUUUCAUUCACUCACAUAAUCAAGAGUGGUGAACCUGCUUUUAGCGUAUUGGUUUCGAGGUUUUUGUUGGGUGAGACGUUCCCGCUUCCUGUCUACUUGUCGCUCCUUCCGAUCAUUGGUGGGUGUGCUCUUGCUGCUGUGACCGAGCUCAACUUUAACAUGACGGGUUUCAUGGGUGCCAUGAUAUCAAACUUGGCAUUUGUAUUCCGUAACAUAUUUUCAAAGAAGGGCAUGAAGGGAAAAUCCGUUAGCGGGAUGAACUACUAUGCGUGUUUAUCGAUUUUGUCUUUGUUACUCUUGACGCCAUUUGCGUUUGCUGUGGAGGGACCGCAACUGUGGGCAGAGGGAUGGAAAACAGCUAUCUCUCAAAUCGGACCUCAUUUCGUUUGGUGGGUUGCAGCGCAAAGUAUAUUCUACCAUCUCUAUAACCAGGUGUCUUACAUGUCCUUGGACGAGAUAUCUCCCUUGACGUUUAGCGUUGGAAACACCAUGAAACGUAUAUCCGUCAUAGUUUCUUCCAUCAUCAUCUUCCGCACACCCGUGCAGCCAGUCAACGCUCUCGGAGCAGCCAUUGCAGUUCUCGGAACCUUCAUAUACUCGCAGGCAAAGCAAUGAGGAGAGGAACGAAACGAAACACGAACUUAGGCUUAUCGAAGAGGGUGGUACGUCUCAUAUUACAUCCGAGGCGAAAAAGGGAAAGGACCGACAAAGAAGGCGAGGAAA
Molecule: messenger RNA, 1723 nt
Organism: Cucurbita maxima (winter squash)
Lineage: Eukaryota; Viridiplantae; Streptophyta; Magnoliopsida; Cucurbitales; Cucurbitaceae
Product: glucose-6-phosphate/phosphate translocator 1, chloroplastic
Exons: 5
Coding region: 425-1615 (396 amino acids)
Biological process (GO): transmembrane transport
Cellular component (GO): membrane; Golgi apparatus
Molecular function (GO): antiporter activity; phosphoglycerate transmembrane transporter activity; triose-phosphate transmembrane transporter activity
Source: RefSeq, a predicted model, not a curated record